AUGCGGAAGGAAAGAAUGGAAAAUCUAACAACUACUGGAAAGAUUGCAGGGAAAAGAGACCGCGGUCAACAACGAAUAACAUUCGUGAAGUCCUUGUGUCACUUGUUGAAUAUCACCACAUUUCAACUACUACAAAGUGUUGAAGAUCGGGUUUUGUGGAGUUUAUAUAAAAUUUAUAGAAAAAAUUUGAAAUUUUGCAAAGAAAAUGAGAGAUUUGAGGUUGCCAGUGCUUCAACCAGCAUACCAUUCAUUCUCUUAGCUUUGUUGAAGUUACUGAGUAGCCAGUUGGAGGUGGGGAAUGGGCUAUAUUUGUUAGGUUCAAAGUUGAAGUUGAUACUGUUGUGUAGAGAAAGUAACUACAUAAAUUACAUUUACGAAUCCGCUUUCUCUGCUGGAAAUCUUUAUGCUACUGGGAAACCUGACAGUAAACCUGACUACGAAGCACCCUUUUUGAAAUUCAACAAGAGGCACCAUACCAUUCAAAUUUUAACUGCUCUCAACGCAGAGCCGGAGCGUAUCUACCAUUACGUAGGACGGGCGCCUUCAUUGCAAGAAAAUGAUUUACAGCGAAUCCAGUCAGCCAAUGAUAAAUAUACAUACAGCGCGUCAAACCCACGCAAAUUGGGCGGCAAAUUGAAUAUAGAUUUUUCCUCCACUCUAUACUUUAUUACCUUGGAUAACACUACAGGACAUAAACGAAACUACAAGACGACACUAGACGUCUUACGACACCAGACGCCACAAAACACUAGCCCAACACCACAAGAUAAACCAUAA
This is a messenger RNA of Helobdella robusta, 777 nucleotides long. RefSeq lists its product as hypothetical. Lineage: Eukaryota; Metazoa; Annelida; Clitellata; Rhynchobdellida; Glossiphoniidae. The record is from RefSeq and is a predicted model, not a curated record. The transcript is spliced from 8 exons. Bases 1 to 777 code for a protein of 258 amino acids.